GGCACUGUAACAAAAUAAAUUCAAUUCUUUUUCAGAUACUGAGCUAACAGAUACGUAACAAUUGCCAUUAUUUUGAAUAAACUACUUCUGGAGUCUGCGCGAAAUUGCAGAGGCAUAGCAGCGCUGACUGUGCGGUUGGGUCGAAGCGACAACAUGGACGGGUUGGAGGGUGAAGGAGACAGCAGUGUCGAGAUGCUAGCCGGCAUGGAGAAUGACAACAAAUCGCGGUCGCCGUCACCGUUGACGCCGACGCCGACGCCGCCGACAGAGUUGCGCUCAAAUGGAAGAAUGAGCAUUUCACCGGAAUUGGUAGAAGAGACGUGGCGUGGCCUGCCCAUCGAGGCCAUGCAUCGCAACUUGAAUGUUUUUGAACUGGAUCUCAUGACGUCCGUGGAGCCGGGUCCAUUGCACUCGGUGCUCCAUCAUUUUCCGAUACGCGUGCCGGAUACAAUGCCGCCACGUCCCCACAGACGUCCCAGCAAAUGGGACUCGCAUCAUGUGCGCCUGCCCUGCGCACCCCAAAGUCAUUAUCCGGUCGAGAAGGAGGAUGGUACGGCACAAAUAGAGUCACGUUGGGAGAUGAUCGAGAAGGCGCUACUGCGUCCCAUCUCGUCCAGCAUGGAGCUGCAGGAGGCCAUUCUCACCUACAAUGCUAAAUACAAGCACCAGUGGAACUUUGUGGCACUGCACAAACUCUUUAGCGAGGAUCUGGAUGAGAGUGAGACGCGUGUCUUCUUCGAAGAUCUGUUGCCGCGCAUUAUACGGCUCGCUCUACGUCUGCCACACCUGAUCAUGGGACCCAUACCAUUGCUGACUCAGAAUAGAACUUAUUCGGUGACGUUCACACAGCAGCAGAUCUCGUGCCUGCUGGCCAAUGCAUUCCUCUGCACCUUUCCGCGUCGCAACACCAUGAAGCGCAAGUCCGAGUACAGUAACUUUCCAGAUGUUAACUUUAACAGGCUCUAUCAGUCCACGAGCCCGGCCGUGCCCGAGAAGCUGAAGUGCAUCUUCCAUUACUUUCGUCGUGUGUGUCCGACGGAUCGGGAUGCCCGCAAUGUGCCGACUGGCUGUGUAACCUUUAUGCGUCGCAGCUUCAAGACAUCGGAUAUGCCGGACUGGGCACACUUUUCCACAUCGGUGGGCGCUUUGCCGCUGCACAUUGAUGCCGCCGGCACCAUUGAGGAUCAAGGCAUUGGACUGCUGCAGGUGGACUUUGCAAACAAGUUUCUGGGUGGCGGAGUGUUGGGGAAUGGUUGUGUGCAGGAGGAAAUACGUUUUGUAAUAUGCCCGGAGCUGCUGGUUAGCAAGCUGAUUACGGAAUGUCUGCGUCCCACCGAGGCCCUCGUUAUAAUGGGCUGUGAGCGGUAUAGUAAUUAUACGGGCUAUGCCGACACAUUCGCCUGGGCCGGCAAUCACGAGGACGAGACACCGCUGGACAAUUCCCGACGCCGUAUGACCUGCAUUGUGGCAAUCGAUGCGCUGCGCUUUAUGGAACCCGGACAUCAGUAUCGCGAGGAGUUGUUGAUUCGCGAACUGAACAAGGCGUACGUUGGCUUCAUGCACACGCCGAUGACACCAGCGCCGGGAGUUGCAACAGGGAAUUGGGGCUGUGGCGCCUUCGGAGGCGAUGCCCGUCUCAAGGCAUUGCUGCAGAUGAUGGUCGCUGCGGUGCACGAUCGCCCGCUAGCCUAUUAUACGUUCGGGAACAAGGAGCUGCGGGACGAUGUCUAUGCCAUGCAUCAGCUAUUCAAGGAGAGGGAUGUGUCUGUGAAGCAGCUAUGGCUCUUGCUGCGACGCUACAAUCGCUAUCGCCAUGUGCCCCUCUACUCCUUCAUCAAGCACGAGCUGCUGGAACAGUCGUGCAAUCGAGAUCAGGCAUUUGCUGCAGGCAGCGAGCUCACAGCAUCGAGAGCAAUGCGUAGGUGUGCGGGCCCGCUGUCUAGCAAGUCUUCCGCGUUGGAGGAGAACAGGACAGCAGCUGAGCCGGACAAGGAGAGGGAAGGGAAAAAGGGCGAUGAUGACGAUGACGAUUCGUGCACUCAAUUCUUUGACACCAAUGAUGAGGAUGAGCAAGAGACGGAUGCCAUUCUGCUCGCUGCCGCUAUGGAGGCUGAUGCCGCACAUCAAGUCAAUGCCACCCCAACGACCACAACAACCUGCGCAUCCGCCUCCGCUUCCACCUCGACCAUCUUCGUCAAUAGCAACGCCAACAGCAGCUGCUCCAGCAGCUCGCCAGCCACUCCAACCAACAGCAAUUCGCCGUCGCGGGCUGCCACCAAAUGCACCCGUCAACUAACACUCUUGGAAAUGUUGGAUUCCCACUACGAGCAGGGCACCUCGGUGGGCUCAAAGCGCAAGCGUCAGGGCAAGGAUUGCAAGGUUGAGAGAGCUGAUGGUGGUGCUGGCGAUGACGAGCCAGUCGAGAAGUAAAUUAUCUCUCUACAAGACAGAAGAAAAAAAUGCUCAUAACCAGCGUCUGCGAAGCUCUUAUGUUGACUGAUCUUACGUCGUCUAUAUAUACCCCCUAUACACCAGUUAGAAAAAAUUUGUUGUUAUUGUUCACUUCGCAGUCAUUUCUACACACGUAUAGUACGUCGGAUAGUGCGUACCAAACAAAAAAAAAAGAAGAAAAAUAGAACCCUCUAUAUGAACAGCUCUCCAUUUCGUUUCAGCGUUUUCUGCAAAUUGUGAAAUAUUUUUUAGGAAAUAUUGUUUGAGAAAUCUCUGUGCUAAGCAUAGUCAUGUAUUUAAUUUUUUUUUUAUUUUGUAAUUUAAAUAUUUUUAUUUAU
Molecule: messenger RNA, 2789 nt
Organism: Scaptodrosophila lebanonensis
Lineage: Eukaryota; Metazoa; Arthropoda; Insecta; Diptera; Drosophilidae
Gene: Parg
Product: poly(ADP-ribose) glycohydrolase
Exons: 4
Coding region: 154-2430 (758 amino acids)
Biological process (GO): regulation of DNA repair; carbohydrate metabolic process; nucleotide-sugar metabolic process
Cellular component (GO): cytoplasm; nucleus
Molecular function (GO): poly(ADP-ribose) glycohydrolase activity
Source: RefSeq, a predicted model, not a curated record